This is a messenger RNA of Eimeria acervulina, 246 nucleotides long. RefSeq lists its product as hypothetical. NCBI's taxonomy places the organism in Eukaryota, Apicomplexa, Conoidasida, Eucoccidiorida, Eimeriidae. The transcript is spliced from 2 exons. The record is from RefSeq and is a predicted model, not a curated record. The coding region runs from base 1 to 246 and encodes 81 amino acids.
AUGCCUGAACAAGACGCUGAAGAUGUUGAGGACUUCGAACCCAACUGCGAUGCUGAAGACGAUGAAGAAAUAGAUGAAGAAGAUGAAGAUGAAGAAGAUGACGACUUAGAAGAGGAAGACGCAGAAGCAGAGGCAGAAGCAGAGCAGCAGCAGCAGCAGCAGCAGCAGCAGGCUGCUGCUGCAGGCAAACGGCAGGCGACAACUGAAGCAGGUUCUGCUGCUUCUAAGAUGCAGCGUCAGAGCUGA